Messenger RNA from Fundulus heteroclitus (mummichog), 4091 nucleotides. Its product is annotated as protein phosphatase 1 regulatory subunit 3C. Lineage: Eukaryota; Metazoa; Chordata; Actinopteri; Cyprinodontiformes; Fundulidae. Gene Ontology annotation, molecular function: glycogen binding; protein phosphatase 1 binding. Gene Ontology annotation, biological process: regulation of glycogen biosynthetic process. The record is from RefSeq and is a predicted model, not a curated record. The coding region runs from base 183 to 1121 and encodes 312 amino acids. Gene Ontology annotation, cellular component: protein phosphatase type 1 complex. The transcript is spliced from 3 exons.
UCAUUCCCAAACCCAACACAGAGACCUCAGACACAACAGCGAUAGCCUGCCUGCACAUUUGUCUGCAUCAUUACUAUCUCACUGACCUGGGGAACCACAUGUGACUCUACAAUAUAAAAAACGGACUUAGAUCAAAAUCUUCCACCUGUAGAAACAAAAGGGUGUACAUCUGCAGUGGGAAAAUGCAUACCUUAAGAGUUCUUCACCCCCCUCCUGUGGCAGAACUACCAACAUUUUCAGAGUUUCGCAUUUUUAAUCCAACAAAGACCAUGCCUCAACUGAAACCCCCACCCCGUUUUUGUCCACCAAGCGUCUAUCUGCAAAGAAGGAACCUCUACUCUUCUCCAGGCCUCUCCUCCUCUCCAGCUUCUUCGAGUGUGCAAACAAUGCUGCGGAGCUGUUUGCGCAGGAGCAGCUCCGGUGGGAAAAAGAAAAGCGUGAGUUUUGCAGACCCACUAAUUGUUGAGCCUCUAUUUACCUCUGAGCCCUCCUCCCCGUCUCCCACGCAAGUAAAGGGACCCUGUCCACGCUUCUUGGAAGGCCAAGAAAAUCCUGAAAACAAAAUCAAGUUUCGUCUGGCUUUCAGUCAGCCUAAAACGGACAUGAGAACAUUCAUUGCACACCUGCAAGAGAGGCACGUGCAAAUGGAAAGCUGCAGCAUCUCAGAGGGCGUCUUGAGUGGCGAAGUUUGUGUUCACCAUUAUAACCCAAUAAAGACUGUAACUAUGAAAAUUACAUCUGACCCACGGAUGAGCCCCAAAGACAUUCCUUGUAAAUUCUUGGAGAAAAGGCUAUGCAAAGGCCUUGAUUUAGACGUGUUUUCCUUUAAAACAAGCUUGCCCCAAAAUGAGGAACUUGAAUUCCACUUCACAUUCAAACCGGGGAAAGGUUUUGCACUUUUCUUUGAUGACAACAUGGGUCAGAAUUACAAAGUGCUUCAGGAAAAAGAGGGAUCAUCUGCCGGCAUGGACAAGCAGUUUUACCCCAAUCUUUCACAGCACAGGUCAAAUGUUUUGACAGAGAUUCCCUAUUAUUACCAAAGACUUGAUAAUUUGAAGUAUUUUAAAAGUCAUUUGCUAGGCAGCAGAACAUUUCAGCCGUUUACGCAUGCAGUCCACUAACCCACUAUGUUAGAUGUCAUAAAACAUCUAAAAUAGCGUUAUAUAAAUGUCCCUCUUGUACUAAAAUAUGCUGCUCUAAUGUAAAAAAAAUGUAUUAUUAAAUUAAUUAAAAUGUUUUUGUUUUUUACAAGUUCUGCAGGAGUGAAAUCAUUUUUUCACAGUGGCAGUGUCACCGUGUUAUGUAGAUUGGGUCAAAUUCCCGUUGUGUUUUCAUCCACCGACAGCUUCUGGGAAAACAGUUUGGAUUGAGGAAGAUGUUCUAGACACUCCCCUGGCUUGAACAUUCUUGAAAUUGUUACAUGCUGUACUAGACAACCGGUUUGGCAAACCCGUGCCAGCAUGUUACAUUGGUUUAUGUACAGACUUGUGUUUAUGGGACAGGGUGGAGUAAUAAUUAUGCAUCUUAGCAACCACAGUGAAAAAGAAUAUUUGUUUUGCUACUUUAUUCAUUCUACCCAGGUCACACCACCCAGGUUUUUUCUUCACUUUCUUUCCCUUCAGGCUAUUGCUGUCCUGAUUCAACCUUUGCAAAAUGUUGUGGAUUUUUAGCAUCAGCUGAUAUAUUGGGAUAGAUCCAUUUACAUCUACUUGAGCCUUUUUGCCUUUUGUCAUUUGUUUGAAGGGAAAUGAUACAUGGUUUUCAUGUUUUUUUAAAUUUAUUUAACAAAUAAAAAUCUGAAAAGUGUGGCCUGCCUUUUUAUUUGGCGCCCCUGAGAUAACACUUUAUCACUUCACACUUUUAUCUGAAAUUACCAGAGUUUUUUGGAAUGUAAGCUCUGUAAGCUUUGCACAUCUGAAUUCUGAAAUAUUUGCCAACUCUUCUUUGCAAAAUAUCUGAAGGUCAGAUUGGACUGAGAGAGUCUUUAAACCCUUUUCCCAUUAAGUAGGAGUAAACCAGUCCCCCAUAGGGGACUGAAAGGUGUUUUAGGAGAUUUUUUACAGCUUAUAGGAGAGGGUUUAACUAACCCUGAUCUAAACUUGACUGGCAUGUGAUGCUGUUUUAUUCAUUAAUGUUUCCUAUCAAACCUCUGAGGCUUUCACAGAACAGAUGUAUUUAUACUCAAAAUUAAACAUGCACGCAGACUGUGCUUAGUAAUUAGGUGAAUACUAAAACAAUGGGAUGCCUUUGUUUGUAUUAGAGUAAAAUUGACAAAAUGCAAAAGCAGGUCACACUUUUCAGAUUAAUUAUUAUAAAACCAUUUAUUUUUUUCACAAUUAGGCACUUAUUUGCAUAAUCUAUCUCAUAAUAUCCAGAUAAAUAGAAUACAUUUAGCAGCUGCAACGUGACAAAAGCUGAAAAAGGUACAGCAGUCAUAAGUAUUGUGCAAGGCUCUGUAUGUCACCCUAGCUCCCGAUAUAGCACCCUAUCCCGAAUAUCCCCAUUCCCAAAUUUUAACAUUGUAGGACAAUAAGGUAUUUCUUAUCUCACCCAACCACAAUAACUUAAAUGCUAAAGGGGGAAGUGAAUGAAUUGCACUCAUGAAGCCAUUAGCAUGCAAUUGGCUUUAUCAAACAUCACACCUUCAACACAUUCAUCAAUCAUUUUGCCAAACAGAUACAAAUAUAACAGGUGCGACUUAAGCUGUUCGCUGUUAUGAAGGAAAGUGUUCUCAGGAAUUAUGAUUCUUUGAGAAACAUUAAAACCAGUUAUAUAAAACAUCAAACAUGACACAUCAAAUCAAAACAAAUCAGAAAAAGACACAUUCUAUACUGUCUCAGGGGCACCCCGAAGCCUCCCUUAGGCACUAGUGUGCUAAAACAACAGGUUCAGGAAUAUUAGACAGCCUCAGUAAACAUAAGCGCUCUAAAGUGUGUACUGUAUUACUGUCAAGCAAUUUGAACAAGUGAUUAAUCACCACGGUCUUUGUAGCUACCCAUGAUUAAUUGGAGAUUUUAAUGCAAGCUGAUUUAUUUGGUUGACUGAUUACAUUUUACUCACAUCAGAGAUUUUUAAUUAUGCUCCAUACAACUGCACAUACAAAAUAAUACAAAAAUAUCUGAAAAGUUGUCCUUGCAAUUCUCGUCCUUGUGUAAAGAGUAAACCUCGACCAGAUGGAAAGUGAGAUGUUGUGUUUUAUGUUUGAGAGUAAAGCACAGGUUAGCAUCCAGUUUAGGUGCCUGAGUUGGGAUUUCUGAAACAUUGCAGGAACUUUAAUGGUUUAGUAAUUACCUGGCCACACCAAGCUUGAUCUUUUAUAUGGGACCUGAAAUAGCAUCGUUCAUUACCAUGGGGCAUUGUUGAGUGCAUUCAUGUCAUGACCGGGCUGAAUGGUCACAACAAAAAGGGUUACACAUAGUCUAUAAAUAUAUCAAAGGAUUGAAUUAUUUUAUAUAAAUUCAAUAAAAAAUAAAGUGUAUUUGUGGAAGUGUGAUAACAUUACAUCCAAGUGGAACAACCUACAAAGCAAAGGAUGGCAGCUUUCCUGUUGGGUAGAGCAGAGACUGGUUAGUUGCAGUAAAGCUUUAAAUAAAUCAAGAACAGACCAAUUUCCCAGGUCUUCCAUAUAACAAUGAUCAGUGUGCAUAUCAAAUGGAAUUUCCCGACCUAACCAAAGAAAUUAUACAUUUGAUGAAAUAGGAAUUUGUAUUCGUAUUUAUAUUAUUCAUUAAUAUAUCCAUACCUGUCAUACUGUAAUAUUGUUUGGGCAAGUGCAUUUUCUAGUUGUACUAGUUAAAAAAAUACUACUUUUACAAAAAGGGUUUGUUCGCUUAGCAACAUUUUCUAAAGUUGAUGCAGCUAGUGCUCCCCUUUUCUCCAAAUUACAGCUGUUCAAUAUUUAUGAAAUUAAUAUUUAUCAAACAUGUAGCUUUGUGUUUAUGAUAAAACAAGGUCAGUCUCCUGAUAGUUUCAAGAAUGAUUUUGUUAGGAACUGCCAAGUGCAUUCUUAUAAUACUAGACAAGUAUUAAAACUCAAGUGCAAUUUUCUUUUCUGCAUCGUUGUGUAAAACUAUUGAAUUAAUAUGGAAAAU